This is a messenger RNA of Priapulus caudatus, 2315 nucleotides long. Its product is annotated as twisted gastrulation protein homolog 1-A-like. The coding region runs from base 97 to 867 and encodes 256 amino acids. NCBI's taxonomy places the organism in Eukaryota, Metazoa, Priapulida, Priapulimorpha, Priapulimorphida, Priapulidae. Gene Ontology annotation, biological process: regulation of BMP signaling pathway. The transcript has 5 exons. The record is from RefSeq and is a predicted model, not a curated record.
GGGGGCGUUGUGGGAUAGAAGUGAUGGUCAGAGAUAAACACAAGAGGCUUGAAUCAUCAGUUGAUGUAAAGUUCAACUACGUUAUAGUACUAUAAGAUGAUUGGAAGGUGCUACAUUGUUUCUCUGCUAUUGGCGGUGGCAGCCACAUGUGCGGCAGCGGAGCUCUAUGGUUGCAAUGAAGCGGUGUGUGCAAGUGUCGUUAGCAAGUGCAUGCUGCUGAAAUCCUGUGAGUGUAAUAUGAAAGUUAACUGCACAUGCUGCCGUGACUGCUACAAGUGUCUGCAUGACUUGUACACGGAAUGUUGCUCCUGUGUUGGAAUGUGUCCAAAUGAAGCGAAAGUGAUCGAUAGGUUGAGUAAGAAAAGUUCUGUCGAGGAUCUUAACGAGCCGAUCCCAGACCUGUUCAAUGUAUUAACUGAAGAGGCUGAUCACCUGCUGAGAUGGGUGUCGAUGAACUUCCCACAGCACGAAGACCUUGCCGUGUUCCAACCGGCAAGUCCUCACAGGGCGACCGCUGUUAUGGGUGAUGUUAACUGUACUGCGGCCUUCAUGAGUCAGUGCAUGUCGCUGAAUAAAUGUAAAGUUUCCUGCUCGUCGAUGGGUGCCAGUAAGUACCGUUGGUUCCACGAUGGCUGCUGCGAGUGCGUCGGCCAUACCUGCAUCAACUAUGGCGUGAAUGUGAGCAAGUGCUUGCAGUGCCCGGCUGACAGAGACAGAGCCACAGAACAUGAAGAAACAGAUAAUACCUACCACAUGCCCAGCGAAAGUGAAGGGCACGAUGGAACGUACACGGAUGACAUGUCCGAAGAACAUGACAGCAAUCAGCAGGAGGUUGGCGAACACUACACCCAAGAAGAAGACCCAUGAUACUAACAGUACGAGGCACUGAGGUGCUAGGAACAUUAAGUUAUUUUACUUCAAAGACAGCUAUAUUGAAAUAUUACCCUAGCUUCCUGUAAAUGCCAUUAAAGUGCCUGACACCUAGUGUGAACACGGGGGGUAUAGUGAUGGGUGUCAAAAGAUUGGUACAGGUAAUGGUACCGUGUCUGUCAUUGCUUGUUCCUCUUGACACCAUCUAGUGUAUGGAAAAUAUUUUAUCAAUUUAUAUUUUUUGUAGCAAUGCGCAAACUGUUUUGAGUACAUUUUAUAUUGUGUCUAACAUAGUAAACAAUUUUUAUGAUGAAGAUAUUUCAACUCAUAACAGUUUUAUAUAAACGUAAAUGCAUCUUUUAAUGCACAAGUGGUAUUUGAGAAACCAGGGAUAUGUCCCCUUGCAGCAUGGUAUUUCAUACGAGUACAUUGUAAGGUGUGACAAAUCAUGAGAAAGGGACAUUUAUUGUCGACACUAGUAUUUUACAUACUCUUAGUUUUUGUGUUAAAAAGCUAUGUAAUUGUUGAAAGUAUAGUAGAGCUCAUGGUAAAGAUGAUUUUGUAAUCUAUCGCUAUGCAGAUAUACCAUCUGUAUUAUUUGAAAUGUAGUUGAAACCAUUUUGAAGGGGAUUUUGAUGUUGAUUAGUAAAUGUAAUUGUAUCUUGCCGAGUAACGCUUGUGCCACACUGUGAGAACUCAUGAUUUAUAUUAAAGUGGGUUCAUGCAUGCAUGCGUAAUGACUCACUGUGUCGAACGAUGCAAAUAGCUAUUUUUGUUUGGGGUAACCACUCAUCACGUUAAAACCAUGCUAGCUAGUUUUUUUUAUUAUAUUAGGCUGUGUGUAAUGUGCUAAGCACGCAGCAAAUCAGGAAAGAAAAAUGCCGCAACCCACCCCGAAAACUGGGUCAUGCCACUCUAAACUAGAACUUCCUGGCUCCCUCUCUGUAUAAACUUUAUAUUGCAACUUGCUCAGAUGUAGGCGCAUAGUUUUAAGCAGUAGUGAUACCGUCCACUUUUACCACGAAGCAGGUUGUAAUUGGGUUGAUGCAAUUAGUGGUUCUGAGAAAACUGGGAGAUCUGAGGCGGAUAUAUAUUGGUGAAUUUUCUUGUAGAAGUUGCAUCAUAUUUUGGUGCAUCAAUGUCAACUAGAAUGAACAGUAGUGUCGUAGCUCAUACAAAAUACUCAGUAGUUCAGAUGUAUUUAUGAAUUUUUUCCAUCAGUUAUAUACAUAUGCACGUUUUCUACACUAUCUAUAAAGCCAAUUACACGAUACUAAGUAGGUGUAAUAUCAGAUUCGUGGUGAGAAAUGUGGGUUUGUACGUGAUGCAAAGUUCACAAUGAAAAGUGUGGUCUCGUAUUUUGUCAGUAUAAGCAGUAUUUGUACAGUCUUGGGAAUAUAUUUGAAUAAUACACUGUAUGGAGAAGUGUUGUAGUAAAUAAUUUU